AGUAGCAAUACUGAAUUAGCAAGUUCUAAAUGUUCCCAGAAUGUAUUUAGCUAUAAGCACUUGAAGGAAAGAAAAACUCAGGAGAGAUACUCUAUUACUAUUAGCCAUGUAAGUUAUUCUCACAUUCAUUGGUAAUGAGUUGGACAGGACUGAUAUACUCUGUGUCCUCACGUUCUGUUCAAAGAACAGCAGGUAGUUAUAAAAAAUGUUUUGGGAGGCAUUUCUGGUGCUGGCGUGGCUCCAAGAAGGCCAUUCAAGCCAGCACUCUUCCACCUGCUCCUUAGAGAAGGGAAGAUGAGUGAGUCGAGCUCGAAGCGCAGCCAGCCCUUGGCCUCCAGGCAGGAAAUGGACAGCACUGAGAAGUCGGGCAGGGGCAGGCCCCGCAAGCAGCCUCUGGUGAGUCCCAGGAUAGCACUGGUAGGAAGUCAGAAGGAGCCCAGUAAAGUGCCAACACCUAAGAGACCUUGGGACCAACCAAAGGGAAGCAAAAACAAGGGAGCUGCCAAGACACGGAAAACCACCACUACUCCAGGAAGGAAACCAAGCGGCAGACCCAAAAAACUGGAGAAGGAGGAAGAGGGGGGCAUCUCGCAGGAGUCCUCGCAGGAGAAGCAGUGACCGUGUGUGCUGCCUGUGCCUCAUUUGAAGGAGCAUCUUCCUUCUGGGACUGGACAGCUUUUGCUGUGCUCCCACCGCC
Molecule: messenger RNA, 697 nt
Organism: Cercocebus atys (sooty mangabey)
Lineage: Eukaryota; Metazoa; Chordata; Mammalia; Primates; Cercopithecidae
Product: high mobility group protein HMG-I/HMG-Y-like
Exons: 1
Coding region: 295-618 (107 amino acids)
Biological process (GO): regulation of DNA-templated transcription
Cellular component (GO): chromatin; nucleus
Molecular function (GO): transcription coregulator activity; DNA binding
Source: RefSeq, a predicted model, not a curated record